This is a messenger RNA of Miscanthus lutarioriparius, 1131 nucleotides long. The record is from the annotation of a GenBank genome assembly. Lineage: Eukaryota; Viridiplantae; Streptophyta; Magnoliopsida; Poales; Poaceae.
AUGCGCGUCCCGCUGCACGGCUUCUUCUGCGAGGUGCUCGCCCACUUCGGCGUCGAGCCGAGCCAGAUCGCGCCCAACGGUUGGCGCCCCAUGGCGGGCUUCGUCGUCCUUUCCCACUUCACCGGCGUGGCCCCGUCACUCCCCGUGUUCCGGCACUUCUUCACGCUGUGCGCGUUCAAGUUCAAGGGGGUGGGGUGGAAGGAGGCCUUCUUCUUCCUCAAGUCGCCAACGCCGUGGCCGUGCCGCGUGAAUUGGGGCGCCCUCUCCAGGGGCUCCACUGUUGAGCCUGUACUCACCAGAGACAAGAAGAGCGUGGCGAAGAAGCUGCUCCGUGUGCACGGCGCGGCGGUCGAUAUCAAGACAUAUCUUUCCGAGAGCAAUCUUGCUGCUGCAAUGAUCACCAGUUCAUCAGCGAAGCCGCCGCCGGCGUCGGCGGUUCAUACUACUAGCAGUGCUAGUGCCAGAGGGAUCGAUCCUUCCGUGUACGAGAUGAUGAAGAAACUGCAGGCGGCAAAGGCCGUGCAGGAGCAGGCGUCUGGAGUUACGGUGAAGAGUGAGCCUGGCAGCGACACGCCGUUGUCUGGGAAGAAGAGGAAGGCGACGGAGGACGCCGCGGAGCAGGGUCCAUCUCGCCCUCAGCCGAGCACGCCACUUGGUCAUGCCCACGGCUCGUCGGGCGUGUCACCUUCUCCGCCGGGCUUCUCCACCCAGAAGUCAUCGAAUCUUAGCCCGCUAGAGCAGACGUUCUCGGCGGCGAAGCCCUCUGACGUCAUCACCUCGAGCUACAUGACAGCGCUACAGGCCGCGAACUACGCGUCGUUCUCGCUGGGCUACGCGCUGGAGCUCGCGGCGAGGGAGCGCAAGGCGGACGCGCUGCUGCAGGAGCUGUCCCAGGCCAAGGCCGAGCUCGCCGGCGCGAAGAAGGCGGCCGCGGAGGAGCUGAGGAGCGCCGCGGAGGCUGCGGUGCGCGAGUUCCGGGGCUGCACGGAGCAGGUGCUCCGGUUCGCCGAGCACGCGCUGCCCGGGUACGAGAAGGGUAUGGAGGAUAUGAAACGUGCCGUGCUGCGCCGGUACCCGCACCUCGACCCGGAGCAGCUCGUCGUUCCGGCGGACGGCGGCGGAGGUAAGUAG